Musca domestica (house fly) is the source of this 4673-nucleotide messenger RNA. RefSeq names its product AP-1 complex subunit gamma-1 (gene AP-1gamma). Gene Ontology annotation, molecular function: clathrin-cargo adaptor activity. Gene Ontology annotation, cellular component: AP-1 adaptor complex; Golgi apparatus; membrane coat. Gene Ontology annotation, biological process: intracellular protein transport; receptor-mediated endocytosis; Golgi to vacuole transport. The record is from RefSeq and is a predicted model, not a curated record. Lineage: Eukaryota; Metazoa; Arthropoda; Insecta; Diptera; Muscidae. The transcript is spliced from 17 exons. Bases 706 to 3513 code for a protein of 935 amino acids.
CACUCUCGCCGUUUGACACAACAUAGUGGUUCUUUUUACUGCACUGAAAAUUUUCGGAAAUCUUUUUAAUGUUAAGCAAAGUUUAAAUUAUUCCAUUAAUUUACGUUUGUUUUGUUCAAAAACAUAUGUAAAAAUAUCCGUCAGUGUGUGUGCGAACCGAAAAAAUAUAAAGUUUUGCAAUAAAUAACCCAAAUGUUGCAGAAAAAAAUCAAGUGAAAAAAUAAGUCAAGGAAAAAAGAAGCGAAGAAAAGAGGGAGAGCAACAAAAAAUUUGUCGUGUUGUUAAAAAAAGAAUACAAAAAACAACAACAACAACACACGGAAUAAUACACCAUUUAAAACAAACAAUAUACCUACAAGCCACUUGAAAAAAGUGGCAACAACAAAACUACCAACCAAUACUUAAAGCAUCCCGUUUAAAGUGAUUCAUACAUAAGCUUAGGCACCGCAACGUAUUGUUAUAGCCGUCGUCGUAUUCGAUCGACACUUUCAUCGUCAUUAUUAAAAAUUAAAAAAAAAACACAAUUGUCAUUAUCAUCGGCAAUAGCAGAAAUAGUGGAAGCAGCACCAGUCACCACAAUAUUGACAUUGGCUGUUUCUGAACAUAGUUUUUGUUACAGCCUUCGUCUUCAUUAUCGCCAAAAAAUCGUCAGCCACAUUGGAUUGCAAGUAAAAAUACCGCAGCAAGUAAUAUCAGCAGUCCAAUAUGAAUACAGAGCAUGGAUUCAAUCCGGCCUUUAAUAUGGCUACAAUACGACAAGCUUUCUCAGAGGCUGUGGAACGCGUGAGGAUGCCGACACCUACACGUUUAAGAGAUCUCAUAAGACAGAUACGUGCUGCUCGCACAGCUGCAGAGGAACGUGCUGUUGUUAAUAAAGAAUGUGCCUACAUACGCACCACUUUCCGUGAAGAGGAUCCAGUAUGGAGAUGUCGCAAUAUUGCAAAAUUACUGUACAUACACAUGUUGGGCUAUCCAGCGCAUUUUGGCCAAUUGGAAUGUUUGAAACUUACAGCCAGCUCAAGAUUUACCGAUAAACGUAUUGGUUAUUUGGGUGCGAUGUUAUUGUUGGACGAACGUCAGGAUGUUCAUUUGCUCAUAACAAAUUGUUUGAAAAAUGAUUUAAACAGUUCAACACAAUUUGUUGUGGGUUUGGCUUUAUGCACACUCGGUGCCAUAGCCUCGCCUGAAAUGGCACGUGAUUUAGCCAGCGAGGUAGAACGUCUCAUGAAAUCACCCAAUACUUAUAUACGUAAAAAGGCAAUCCUUUGUGCUUUUCGUGUUAUUCGACGUGUACCAGAGUUAAUGGAAAUUUUCCUACCGGCCACACGCUCAUUGUUGAGCGAAAAAAAUCAUGGUAUUCUAAUAACUGGCGUUACAUUAAUAACAGAAAUGUGUGAAAACAGUGCGGAUACAUUAAUGCAUUUCAAGAAGGAUAGCGGAAACCGAGAGAUUGUGCCGAAUUUGGUGCGUAUCUUAAAAAAUCUUAUACUAGGUGGUUAUUCACCUGAACACGAUGUGAGCGGUGUCAGCGAUCCAUUUUUGCAAGUGAAAAUCUUACGGCUGUUACGUAUACUGGGUCACAAUGAUACAGAUGCAUCGGAGGCCAUGAAUGAUAUACUGGCGCAGGUGGCCACAAAUACUGAGACAAGUAAAAAUGUUGGCAAUACAAUUUUGUACGAGACGGUGUUGUCUAUAAUGGAUAUAAGAUCUGAAGGUGGCUUACGAGUUUUGGCUGUAAAUAUUUUGGGUCGUUUCCUGUUGAAUUCAGAUAAAAAUAUACGUUAUGUUGCAUUGAAUACAUUGUUGCGUACGGUGCAUGCAGACACCUCUGCUGUACAGAGACACCGUACUACUAUUUUGGAGUGCCUCAAAGAUCCCGAUGUUUCGAUACGAAAACGUGCUAUGGAAUUGUCAUUUGCUUUGAUAAAUGCCCAAAAUAUCCGUACGAUGACAAAAGAACUAUUGUUGUUUUUGGAAAAAGCCGAUCCUGAAUUUAAGGCUCAGUGCAGUUCAGGUAUGAUUCUAGCUGCUGAACGGUAUUCACCCAAUACAAGAUGGCAUUUGGAUACCCAGUUGAGUGUUUUAAUUGCGGCCGGAAAUUAUGUACGUGAUGAUGUUGUGUCCUCCACCAUACAACUUGUUUCUAGCAGUCCAGCAGUUGAGCAAACCUAUAUAACAAAUCGUUUUUGGGAGUCCUUACAAGUAUCCAAUCAUUGUGAGGACAAACAGCCAUUAUUGCAAGUGGCCGUGUGGGCUAUUGGAGAAUAUGGUGACAUGUUUAUGUAUGGUCCCAAUGAUGAAGAAUUUGAACGUCCAUCUGAAAGUGAACUAAUCGCUAUGUAUCAUAAAUUUUUAACGUCUGCUCAAGUAUCAACAACUAGCAAGCAAUAUGCUUUAGUGUCAUUAGCAAAGCUAAGCACCCGACUCCAGAGUUGUGUAGAAGAAAUUCAAGCAUUAAUUACCUCAUUUGGCAGCCAUUUAAAUGUAGAUUUACAGCAAAGAGGAGUGGAAUUUUCACAACUGUUCGGUACAUAUAAACAUUUGCGCCCGCCUUUGUUGGAAAAAAUGCCAGCAAUGCAAGUUAGUCGUAUGUCAUCACAGAAUGGUGAAAGCAGUGGUUCAUAUGAAGACCAUAGUCCUGAUUUAAUAGAAAAUGGUUUGGGUGAUGAACAAAUAGGCACCGAAAGCAAUAUGAAUACCAUGAGUGAUAAUACGAAUAUUCUUUUAGAUCUUUUGGGUGGCUCUGACUUAUCGGCACCAAACACAAUUACAAGCCAAGAUCUUUCUGUACAAAAGAAAAAUACGCUCAAUGCUAACAAUGAUAAUACAAGCACUUCGAAUAAUCAAGAUUUCCUUGAUUUACUUGGCUUGGAUAUGUCUGCGACACAGUCGUCUACAACAACAACAAAUCUUACCUCCAAUGUUGUCAACAGCACCAACACAAACAUGAACAAUGUGUUAAUGGGUGUUGGAACCGGAGGAGGCGGUGGUGGUCUUUUAGACAUUAUAUCAACUGCCAGCACUGCACCCACAAAUGGCAAUGAUUUAUCAUCGAUUAUGGCUGCCGCUAGUAUAAACAUGCCUUCAAUGGACAUAACCGCAGCUAAUUCUCUAAUAAAUGAUCCUUUAGUUACGACAGCGGCUUUAAAUAAUGUUAGUGUGCCUCAAGAUCCGAAAUUGACAGCUUUGAAUAAGAAUGGCGUUUUAGUUCAGUUAGUUCCCGUUAAAACAAACGAUUCCAUGCAAAUCUAUAUGACAACAACUAAUAGUUCUAAUACCACAUUAGAGCAAUAUCUAUUUCAGGCGGCAGUUCCUAAGAGUUUUACACUACAAAUGCUAUCGCCUUCAGGCUCAGUACUACCACCUGGUGGUGCCAUAACGCAAGAAAUGCGCGUUGUUAGUACGUCGAAUGCUACAUUACGCAUGCGCAUACGCAUAUCAUAUGUCGCCGAUGGAGCAAAUGUCUUAGAACAAACAGAAGUAAGUGGUUUCCCAGAUACAACACCGGAAUAAAACUAAACAUAAAGAGAGAUAAUUGGUUAGGAAAGAAGGCAAAAAUGAUAAAAUCUAAAAAUUAAAAACCCGAAACGCGAUUGCAGUAUAUAAUAAAUUUAACAUUAACAUAAAUACAUAAUGAUAAUAAUUUAAAACAUAAUAAUAUAUAUAGUGAUGAAGAUAAACAAGAUAUGGAACGUUAACGUGAAAAUAAAAAAUAGCAACAAAAUCAAAUCAUUCAAAAAGCCAACAACUAAAGGACAAUUUAUGGUAAAUAAUGAUGAUGAUGAAAAACUCCCUCCCCAUUUGCGAAAUGCUAAAAGAAACAACACAACAAAUGUAAAACAAGCAAACAAACAUAUAUAUUUUUUUGUAAUAUACAAAACAAGUAUAAUAAUAACAACAACAAACAAACACUGUGUUAUUAUUAACAAACAAAAUAACAGACUUGUUUUUUACACAUGAAACUGUCCAAAACAAAACUCCCUUUUUAAGACACAAUUUUCUGCAAAACUAACAAUCUAAAGAAAAAUUAUACAUACUUCUUUUUUAAUUCAACUUUUACUCGUACUCCUUCUCUUGAAAUAAUUUUGCAUAUACAUACAUACUCACCAACAUCAUAUAAACAUACCUAAAGAAAAUAUAAAAGUUUUUUAAAUUAGGUCAUAUUUAUGACAAGUGAAUUCAUCACUCCGUCACCACACACACCCAAAUAAUUUUUUUCCAAAUCAGACUAAAUAUAUACAUGAAAAACCAGACAAAAAAUAAAAACAAACAAAAUCUUUAUACUAAGGCAUAUGUUAAAGUUGUAAUUUGUAAUAUACUAAAAGGAUAAAUAAACAACAAAAGCAAAAAAAUAACAAUACUUGAAAAGGGAUAGUAAACCAAUAACUCUAAAGAGAACUAUUUUAAACAUUUAGGCUUCUUUGAGUUGAGUAUUUGUUUGUAAUUGUUUUGUUCUUUUGGGUUUUACAAACACAAAGAGUUGCAUAAAAAUUGAGAUUUUUUGUGAAACUUGGGUUAUUUAUGGAAUUUUAUGCAUUUGACUCCAGGACUUCAACACAUACCACAUUUUUUUUACCAAAUUGUUGCCCAUUUCUUAUUUCUCUUAAAUCUAUACAUAGGUUACUAAUCAAUUAUUGUCCGUGGCAAAGCCUAUACAUUACAAAUUUUGAUAA